CACACUGUUGGACAGAAGUUUAACCAGUCAUUAGUUUGUAAGACAUCCACACACAUUAGAGAUGGAUAGUGUAUUUAAUUUUGUUAAGAGUUUUAUCAAAGCUAAAAAAGUUGUCAUUGACAAUAUUGGUAGUCGCAUCCAUCACAAAGCAAGCGUUGUCUUGUUACUGGCAUGCAGUAUAAUAGUAACGGCUAAGCAGUACGUGGGAGAUCCGAUAGACUGUAUAGGAAUAUCUAAGAAAGACAUUCCUACAGACCUGCUUGAUACCUACUGUUGGAUCCACUCAACGUUCAGCGUUGAGAAAGGAUGGAACAAGACGGUCGGAAAAGAAGUACCUUAUCCUGGUGUAGACAAGUACACAGAAGGAGAAAAACGGAUUCACCAUACGUACUAUCAAUGGGUAUGUUUUAUGUUACUAUUGCAGGCAGGUAUGUUUUAUGUUCCCCACUGGUUCUGGAAGGCCAUGGAAAAUUCUCGCGUCAAGAACCUCAUGUUGGGAUUAAACUCUCCAAUUUUACCGGAAGGUGAAAGGAACGAAAAUAAAAAACUGUUGGUAAAAUAUUUUAAAGAAAACAAAGACAACCACGUCUUAUAUUUCACAAGCUUUGUUAUUUCGGAAGUGUUAAACUUUAUAAAUGUUCUUGUUCAAAUAUUUCUUAUGGACGAGUUCCUUCAGGGUGAAUUUUUAAGCUAUGGCCACCAGGUGGUCCAGUUCAAGGACUGGGACUGGUCAGCUAACUACAAUCCCAUGUUAAAGGUGUUCCCCAGAAUGACCAAGUGCACGUUCCACACGUACGGUUCCUCAGGAGAUGUUCAACGCCAUGAUACAUUAUGUGUUCUUCCAGUUAAUAUAAUUAAUGAGAAGAUUUACGCCAUUUUAUGGUUCUGGUUCCUCAUUGUAACACUUUUGACAGGACUUGCUCUUGUUUACCGUUUUUUUACUAUAGUGUUUCCUUUGAUGCGUUAUAGAAGUCUAUUUCUGAGGAAUCGACAGGUUAAUCAAGACCGCCUAUGGUCGGUGGUCCAGAACUUCGGGAGGGGAGAUUGGUUUCUGUUAUGCUUAUUAGGGGAAAACAUUGAUGAAACAAACUUCAAUGAGUUAAUUUCGGAUCUGGCCGAAGACUUCAGUAAAACGGAAAAUCGUAAACUGGUUUAAUUUGUUACUCAAUGCUAGCAGAAUAACUUUGUUAUUGAUACUUCAUACUAACUAAUAUCCAAUAAUGCGUAAAAUAAAAUUAAUUAAAGCCCUAAAAUAUAUUGUUGUGGAGUACAACAUAUUUUGAAAUAUAAUAGCAAGUUUUACUGUUUUCAUUGAUAGUUACUUUACUUUGGUUUGCCUGCUUAAAGUCAAUGUUCAUUAAACAGUAAUUUUAGUAAUAAUAUAAGUCACUGCUUCUAACACAUGGCUAAGAUGCUAGGCCGAUUGUUUUUAAUGUAAGAAGUUUAGUUUGGUGGAAAUUUUAUAUUACGUUUAUUUCCUUAAAAGAGGGCCAAAGGCCGCCUAGAGGGGUCACCUGUUUUAGUAACUUGCAUCAUUAUACAUUAGUGUGUCGUCUGUCAGUCAGUCAGUAUAACUAAAAUGACGUCAUAUAAGAGACGCUUAACGUUGCAGUUUGCACUGUCGUGACGUCAGUAAAAUGUGCGCAUGCCAUGAAUCACGAGAAGAAUUAUACACUCUGUAGCAUGACAUAUGAACUCCAAUUUGUUACUCUUAAUUUUGGUUUUAUUUACUCUUGAAAAAUAACACUUUCUUGGACUCUGCGAAAGUAUAUUUAGUUUAAAAGUUGUUUUAGCAAGAAUGUAAAAUUUUAUCUCCUAUGAAUUGUAAGUUAAGACAAUGCA
Molecule: messenger RNA, 1842 nt
Organism: Limulus polyphemus (Atlantic horseshoe crab)
Lineage: Eukaryota; Metazoa; Arthropoda; Merostomata; Xiphosura; Limulidae
Product: innexin inx2-like
Exons: 1
Coding region: 62-1156 (364 amino acids)
Biological process (GO): phototransduction
Cellular component (GO): plasma membrane; gap junction
Molecular function (GO): gap junction channel activity
Source: RefSeq, a predicted model, not a curated record